This is a messenger RNA of Erigeron canadensis, 4006 nucleotides long. RefSeq names its product UDP-glucose:glycoprotein glucosyltransferase-like. Gene Ontology annotation, molecular function: UDP-glucose:glycoprotein glucosyltransferase activity. NCBI's taxonomy places the organism in Eukaryota, Viridiplantae, Streptophyta, Magnoliopsida, Asterales, Asteraceae. Gene Ontology annotation, cellular component: endoplasmic reticulum. The transcript is spliced from 28 exons. The record is from RefSeq and is a predicted model, not a curated record.
AUGGUCGUUAAGGAAUUAUUCUCUAAAGAAUGGAAAGACCUUUACUGGGAGUUCAUAGAGGCAUGGCUGAAUAAUGAAAGUGGAAAUGCAGAUGCAUACACUGCCAGAGAUUGCUUGCUGAAAAUUACUAAUUAUGGCAAAUCACUUGUGACCGGACCAUUGACAUCAUUGUUUGAAUUGUCUCUUACUCUUCGAUCUUCAUCUCCAAGAUUAGUACUUUAUCAGCAAUUAGCAGAAGAGUCUCUUUCUUCACAUCCAUUAUCUGAUGACGUUAGCAGCAGUUAUAUGGAUGGAGGUGUAUCUGAAGUAAAUGAAGUGAAAGAAGACAAAAAGGCUGAUUCUUUGCUUGUAGGUGUCAAUCCGAGAAGUCCUGGAGGGAAGUGCUGUUGGGUAGACACUGGCGGGGCCCUGUUUUUUGAUGUCCAGGAGCUUUCAUCAUGGCUACAUAAUCCCCAAAAGGAUGGAGAUACAUUUCAGCAACCCGAACUUUUUGGUUUUGAUCAUCUUUACUUUGAAUCAUCUAUUGGAAGUCCAGUUGCUAUCUUAUAUGGAGCUCUUGGGACAGACUGCUUUAGGGAAUUUCAUAGGAGCUUGGUGGAAGCAGCCAAAGAGGGAAAAGUUAAGUAUGUUGUGAGGCCUGUGUUGCCUUCAGGGUGUGAAUCAAAAACUGGUUAUUGUGGAGCAACCGGGACAAAAGACCCCUUGAAUUUGGGUGGUUAUGGUGUAGAACUUGCAUUAAAGAACAUGGAAUAUAAGGCCAUGGAUGACAGUGAAAUAAAAAAAGGUGUGACUCUAGAAGAUCCUCAUACUGAAGAUUUAAGCCAAGAAGUUAGAGGGUUCAUCUUUUCUAAAAUUCUGGAAAGGAAACAGGAACUAACAUCUGAGAUAAUGGCUUUUAGGGAUUCUCUCUUGUCAUCAACAGUAUCUGAUACACUUAAUGUGUGGGAACUGAAGGAUUUAGGACAUCAAACUGUACAGAAGAUUGUAUAUGCAUCAGAUCCUCUCCACUCAAUGCAAGAAAUUAAUCAAAAUUUCCCUAGUGUUGUCUCUUACUUGUCUCGUAUGAAGCUCAAUGAUUCGAUCAAGGGUGAAAUACUUGCAAAUCAGCGAAUGAUCCCACCUGGCAAAUCCUUGAUGGCUCUAAAUGGGGCUUUAAUUGACAUUGACGAUUUAGACCUUUUUCUCUUACUCGACAUGGUCCACCAGGAGUUAUCUUUAGCUGAUCAAUAUACAAAACUGAAGAUUCCUUCAGCCACAGUUCGGAAGCUUCUUUCAACUCUGCCUCCUCCUGAAUCCAAUGCAUUUCGUGUUGAUUUCCGUUCAGACCACGUUCAGCACAUCAAUAACUUAGAGGUGGAUAGCCGGUGCAAGCAGUGGCGGAGUAACCUAAAUGAGCUUUUAAUGCCCGUCUUCCCUGGACAACAACGCUAUAUUCGCAAGAACCUGUUCCAUGCAGUCUAUGUGUUGGAUCCUGCCUCCAUUUGUGGACUUGAGACAAUUGAUACCAUUGUCACUUUGUUUGAGAAUAGUCUUCCAGUAAGGUUUGGAGUGAUAAUGUAUUCUAAAAAGUCGAUUGAGACACUUGAAACAAAUGGUGGAGAACCUUCUUCUCUUGAAAGUGAUGGUCAUGAGGAUCUCUCUAGCUUGACUAUACGCCUUUUCCAUCAUAUCAAAGAAAGUCAUGGGAUGCUGAAGGCUUUUGAAUUUCUCAGCAACGUAAACACAUUGCGCUUGGAGUCAGGGGAGGAAGAUGAACCCGUGUUGCACCAUGUAGAGGGGGCAUUUGUAGAAACACUAUUCAAGUUCUUGAGUGAUAUAAUAAUGUCUGUCACAUCUUCACUUUCUACACGGGAUCAAAGCUCCGAGAGUGCCCGGUUUGAAAUGCUGAGUUCAGAACACAGUGCCGUUGUUAUUGGUAGUGAGAAGUCUACCAUUCAUAUAGAUGCUGUUAUUGAUCCUCUGAGCUCUUCUGGUCAAAAAGUAUCUUCGCUUCUACGGAUACUGUGGAAAUGCACUCAACCAAGCAUGAGGCUUGUGUUCAACCCAAUGAGUUCCCUUGUUGAUCUUCCAUUGAAGAAUUACUACAGAUUUGUAACUCCUACAAUGGAAGAUUUCAGCAACCAUGACUUAACAGUACAUGGCCCUAAAGCAUUUUUUGCAAAUAUGCCACUUUCAAAAACCCUAACCAUGAAUCUCGAUGUUCCUGAAUCGUGGCUUGUUGAACCGCUGAUUGCAGUUCAUGAUCUUGACAAUAUAUUGCUCGAGAAUCUUGGUGACACAAGGACCCUGCAGGCGGUUUUUGAACUUGAAGCUCUUGUUCUUACUGGCCACUGUUCAGAGAAGGAUCAUGAACCUCCACGUGGCCUGCAAAUGAUACUUGGAACUAAAAAUAAUCCCCAUUUGGUUGACACUCUUGUGAUGGCCAAUUUGGGUUAUUGGCAAAUGAAAGUGUCACCCGGAAUUUGGUACCUUCAGCUGGCACCUGGUCGAAGCUCUGAUCUUUACACUCUGCAAGAUGGAUCAGAAAUGCGCCCAACAAAGCGCAUCACCAUAGACUACUUGCGAGGAAAACCCGUUCAUCUUGGAGUUGUGAAGAAAAAAGGAAAAGAACAUGAACAACUACUGGUUCCUUCUGAUGAUGAUUCUCCAAGAAAACAAGGUGAAAAGGAUACCUGGAAUUCUAAUAUUUUGAAAUGGGCAUCUUCGCUUAUUGGUGGCAAUGUGCAGUCAAAGAACAGUGGAAGCGCUAAAGUGGAUAAUAUAAACAGUGGGCGAAAGGAUAAAACAAUAAAUAUAUUCUCUAUUGCUUCUGGACACUUAUAUGAGCAGUUUCUGAAAAUCAUGAUUCUAAGUGUUCUGAAGAACACAGAACGCCCAGUGAAAUUCUGGUUUAUAAAGAAUUACCUUUCACCACAGUUUAAGGAUGUGAUUCCACAUAUGGCACGAGAAUAUGGUUUUGAGUAUGAAUUGGUUACAUAUAAAGGGCCUAGUUGGUUGCAUAAACAGAAAGAAAAACAACGAAUUAUUUGGGCAUAUAAAAUUCUUUUUCUUGACGUCAUUUUCCCCCUUUCUGUCGAGAAGGAUAUAUUUGUUGACGCGGAUCAGAUUAUUAGAGCUGACAUGGGAGAACUUUAUGACAUGAAUUUGAAAGGAAGACCUCUUGCUUAUACUCCAUUUUGUGACAACAAUCGGGAUAUGGAUGGUUUCUGAUUUUGGAAGCAAGGUUUUUGGAAGGAACACUUACGAGGAAGAGCAUAUCAUAUUAGUGCAUUGUAUGUAGUCGAUUUGAUCAAGUUUCGGGAAACUGCAGCUGGAGACAAUCUGAGGGUGUUCUAUGAAACACUUAGCAAAGAUCCAAACAGUCUCUCUAACCUUGAUCAGGAUCUGCCGAACUACGCACAACACACUGUACCCAUCUUUUCUCUUCCGCAAGAAUGGCUAUGGUGCGAGUCAUGGUGUGGCAACGCCACAAAAUCCCGUGCUAAAACCAUCGAUCUUUGCAACAAUCCAAUGACCAAGGAACCAAAACUGCAGGGUGCCAGAAGGAUUGUUACAGAGUGGCCAGAUCUUGAUCAGGAAGCAAGACAUUUCACCUCAAAAAUAUUAGGCGAAGAGGUGAGCCAAGUAGAGAAGGUUGUUAUCCCUGAGGCUCAACCACAAGUACCCGAAGAGGACCUAGAAACAAGAGCCGAGUUGUGAAUACUUAACCGUCAGGUGUUUAGCUUAAAAGGUGUUUUGAAACUGUCAACCCAUUUCAUUAAGAAGAACACAUUUGGUGGUCUUCAUGUUCUAACAGGACAUUUAGACAAGAUUUCGUUUCUAAAUGCAGGAAUGAUUUUCUGUCACCCAGAAAUCUAAUUAAGAAUUUAGAUAUUAUUAGAUUACAAAAAACAAAACUUGAUCAGUUUUGGUGGCAUUGGAUUGUAUACCCAAAUGUAGAAUUGAAUGUAUGUCAUGUUUUAAUGUUUUAUGAUAGAAUAAGACAGCUUUAUUGAGGUUGUACUAA